GCCAACCAGCCGGGGGGUCGCAGCGCCAUGGACCUGGUCAUCACGCAGGAGCUGGCCCACGCCGAGAGCCAGCAAGAUGCUGCCUCCCUGCAGAGGGCCUACCAGCUGAUCAAGUCCGCCAACCUGGGGAAAUCCGAGUUUGACCCCACAGAAAGCUUCAGCCCUGACCUGUUUGUUCUGUGUGCGGAACAGGCCCUGAAGAUGGGGCAGCCGGACGUGAGCGAGGACUGCAUCCAGAUGUACUUCAAGGCCAAGGGGCCGGUUACCCAGUUCCUGGGCCGAGCGCACCUGUGCCGGGCCCAGCUCUGCGCCCCCAAGUCCACCGAAAACCUGGAGGAGUUUGAAAAUUGCGUGACUCAGUAUAUGAAAGCAAUAAACUUCGCCAAAGGAGAACCCAGGUAUCACUUCCUGGUAUAUAACGCAUCUGUCCUCUACUGGCAAAUGGUGAGGCCGUUUCUCAAGCCGGGAUAUCAUCACCAUCUGAUCUCCAGCCUCUCCCAGAUCGUAAACGUGUUAAACCAAACCGAGGAGGAAGACAAGGAGUGGCAGGCAGAGCUAAUGCUGGAGCUUCUGGAGUGUUAUCUGCAAGCCGGACAAAAGGAGGAGGCCGCGAAGUUUUGUGCCACCGCAGCGCCCUUUAUAAAAGCUAACGUGCCCCAGAAAUACCGACACAUCUUUUCUGUUAUGGUGCGCCAUGAGUUACUGGACGAGGCUCAGUUAAAGGAAGAAAAGAGAACCUCCGUAAGCCUGUCUGUCACCUACCACACGAACGUGCUGAAAGCGAAAUUGGAUAAAAAUGAGUUACCUGAAGAUGUCAACGCAAUUCUGAAGAAGACCUAUAAACACUUAAGUUAUUACAAUCACGAGCGCUUCCCUUCAAUCAGAGAGGAAAAAAUUCUUUUGCUUUUUGAACUGGCUCGUCUUUCCUUGACCUUGAAAUGUGAGCAGAUCUCCUCUGACUGCAUCUCCGACUUGAAGAAAAUCGACAGCCAAGACCCUGGGAAGCUGAUUGAAAUCAAAUGCCUGGAGUAUGAAUUAGAAGCUUUAGGACUCGAAAGUAAAGUUAAAGUCUACGCCCGAGCAGCUGUUGAGGCCCAGCUGAAUAUCGUACAGAGACUGGACAUCACACUGCAGCGAGCCGUGCGCCUGGGCGACCCCAGGGUCAUCCACGUGGUGUGCACCACCCAGUGGAACACGUGUCUCCCUUUGCUGCAGCACAACCUGAGACACCACCUGCGGAAGCCACUGGCCAACGUCGCGGACGUCCUGGAGAAGGGGGACAGCCUCAUGGUCCUGCUCCGCUGCCAGGUGCACAUGGAAAUGGUGCACAUCGAGGAGGACGAGGACCGGCUGGAGCCGGCCAUGCGGCACCUGCAGAAGGCCAUGCGUCUGGACAGCCUGGGCCUCUACCAGGACCAGCUCAGGAUGGCCUUCAACCGGCUGCAUCUGUGCACCAGGCUGUACCAGUCCCCUGAGCGUGCCGAGGACAAGGCCGUCGUGGCCAUCGAGCAGGCGAAGAAAGCUAUCCCAAAAGACAGCGUCAGGAAGAAGCGGGCUCUCCUAGUGAACGCGGGCCUGGCCCUGGCCCCCGACACCUUCCAGAUUGUGCUCGACAGCGAGAACGGGGCCAAAGUGUCUACAGGGAAGACCGGGGGCCGGUUCAGCUACCUGUUCGCGAAGGCACGGCACCACAUCAUCAGCGUGGACAAGGCCGCCGGGCACUUGCGGCGUCUGGGGGGCGAGAACGCCAGGGAGCGAAUACAGAUCUGGGCCGAGCUCGCCAAAGUCGCCCGGAAGCAGGGGGUGUGGGACGUUUGCCGGACAGCAUGCCGCUUCUGCCUCCUGUACGACAACGUCAAGGCGAAGAAGCCGACGCGGCCGAAGAGAGGAAAGAAGAAGAGAGGCGGAGACAGCGCGGCCCAGGACGGCGGGGGCCCCUCAGAAGUGACGUCGCAGCGGCAGGCGUCCCCGAGCCUGCUGCGCAAGUUCGCCGAAGUGGGGUUCAUCAACGCAGAGGCCACCGUCCACCUGCUGCGCUCAGAGGGCGUCCAGCUCAAUGACCACCCCACCCCCCCGGAGGACCCGAGCCAGCACUCGGCCGGCUACACGCUCGAGGGCCCCGAGGACAACACACAGUGGGUCGUGUACCGGGCCUGGAUUGAGAGUCUGUCACAGGGCGCCAUGGACAGCUGGCUGCGGUCCGCCGAGAUCGGGCAAGAGAUCCAGGAAGGCUGGAUCGUGCAGAACGCGGUGGUCUACGUCCUCAACCACAACCGCCACCUCAUCGUGGCCGGGAGGCAGAGGGAGCUCGUGGACGCCUUGGACCACCUCCUGAGCAUCGUCAAGGCCACGGGCCACAACGGAGACUGCACUCUGCUGGGGAUGCUCUGCAACACUUUGGCUCGAGGCUUGAUUAUCAACUGGAUUCCGACCCAAGUGCCGGAAAAAUCUAGAAGGCCCAUGCGCCCGAACCUGUUUCACGCACCACUGGACUCAGGAGCCAGCGCUGAAGUCAGGACCGCGGUGGAGGUUUGCGAGUUCGCCCUGAACCUGAGCACCGGGACGGAGCCCGAGGAGGUGGUGCCCGUGAGCACCCAGCAGCAGCUCCUUGCCACCUGGGUGAAGGCCCGGCAGCUGCUACAGCAGCAGAUCGGGCCGCGGCUGGGCGCGGACGAGCAGAGUCCCAACGAGGACAUCAACUCGGUGACCAGAGUUCUCGUUGCUCUGGAGAUGUACUCCUGCAACGGGCUGGGCCUCAUGGACUUCUCCGUGCCCCCCUUGGCCCAGGUGGUGGAAAUGGCUUCCGAGUGCAACUGGUCGGACCCCCUGGUGGAGCUGCAGACCCUGACACGACUGACCCACUUUGCCCACAUGGCCCACGACCACGAGGUCGCCAUGGCCUGCUCGCAGAAGGCCAUCCAGAUGGGCAUUAGGCUCCUGAGGAUGUUUAGCCGGGUGGAGACUCAACUGGUGGCCGAGAUGCUGAGCACCACAGCCUGCAUCCAGGGCAGGAGCAUCAUGGAGAACCUGAAGGGCAGAAAGCAGCUGCGCCUGGCGGCCGCGAGGUCCUUCAUGGAGAGCGCCAGGUUCGGGGGCAUGGCGGGGAGCAGCGCCCUGGUGAUGCUGGCUGUGAGGCAGUACUGGAACACCUGGCUCCCGCUCCUGUCCUCCGCGGCCAACAGGAGGAGAGCCAGGACUGUCGUACAGAGGCUCAUCGGCAUCAUCAAUAAGACAGAAGCGAAGAAGCAGGGAAAAGGAAAAACACUGCUUCUGCACCAGUGGCCUACAGCGGACUUCCAAAGCGGAGGGACUCCCGAAGGGCAUUUUCUCCCAGGUGCCGAGGACGACCUGACGCUGCGCGCCGCGCUCUACGGCCUGCUCUUCCACUGCCACGCGGACCGCGGCGACUGGGAGGGGGGCCUCAAGGUGCUGGACGAGGCUGUGCAGGUGCUGCCGAGGACAGCCCACCGCCUCCUAAUUUUCAAACACAUGGUCAUCGUGAAGGCCAAACUUGGCCAGAAUUUUACGAUGGAAAUACAGAAAUUCAAAGAUGAAAGUGAAGAUUACUUGGCACACAUGUGGCACCGUCUGGCCUUGAACUCCAGGAGUGUGCAUGGCGAGCUGACCUGCUAUCACAACGCCAUCCAAGCCCUACAGAAGCCGGAGAGUGACUGGCAAAAAGUAGAAUACAUCCUGGAAUUCAGCGAGUGGCUGUAUGACAAACAGUUUCCCAUGGAGGACGUAACUUUCCACCUGACGUGGGCGAUUCACAUCCUGCUGGCGAUGACACCUGCCAGGGACGCCCCUGAGCUGGCAGAGGAACAGCUGCCCACCCAGACAGCCCCUGAAAGUCCAGUGUCCGAGGCUGCAGGGACAGUCUCCUUGGAGAAGCUUUGGAACGUGAGGCAGCUGGAGGCCCUGGCCCGCACCUACACCCUGCUGGCCCUGAUGGUGUCCCCGAGCGCGGCCAGCUACCAGGACUACUGCCUCAUGGCCUACACGUUCCUCAAGCGCAUCUGGCAGGUUUCUUUGUUAACAGCAGGAAAAUCAAUUUCAGAAAGCAGAAUUCUAGCAGCAACAGCUAGCUCACAUUUGCUACUGCCUAAAAAGGAGAAGGAGAAGAGGAAGGAGAAGAAGGAGAAGGAGCCAGGGAAGGAGAAGGAAAAGGAGAAGGAGAAGGAGAAGAAGGAGAAGGAGCCAGGGAAGGAGAAGGAAAAGAAGGAGAAGGAGAAGGAGAAGGAGAAGGACAGAGACAAGGGCAAAGACCCCAAGCAGCAUCCAACCGCGGUUCCUGACAAACGGCUUGAGGACUUACCGGCCAGCACAGAGGAGUGGGCUUCCUACUCCUGCCCCGAGGAAGCGAUAUCUGUAUUUAAACAAGAUAAAAGCGACUUUACCGUCAACGCGUCAAGCAUCCAGAAGCCGACAUACAGUUUAUAUUAUCUGGACCACUUGGUCAAAGCCCUGCAGAAGAUGUCCCUUUACGAGCUCACCAUCCCAGUCCUGCAAUUGGGCGUACUAAUUGCAGCCUCCGUGGUAGACAGCAAGAGCCUCAAAGAUCUGUACCAUCUUCGACUUGCCCUAGUUUGUUCCGAUUUGAAGUUGCAAGAAGCAGCGACUUACCAUGAAGAGGUGGUCGGGCAAACAUACCUUUGUGACGUGGAGCAGGCCAGCUGCAGGAAAGAAAUCGCCUUGAGAAAGGAGAAAAACAAGGAACUGCUCUCCGAAGAAAGUCUGACGACGGUGCCCGAGCCCGUAACUACGGUCCAGAAAGCAGAGACAAAGCCGCUCAUAGCGAAGGAUAAGAUCUUGAAGAUAAACGGAGAGACCGGGACUGGGCUGGAGGGGACGUCCUUUCCCCUUCUGUGGACCCUCAAGGCAGAAGUUCUGCUGGAGGUGGAUCUGUACCAGCCUGCGAGGCUGCUGCUGUCGGAGGCCUACCUGGCCUUCCAGGAGCUUGAUGAUCCUUGUGCCCAAGCAAGAUGCCUGCACCUUCUGGCGCAGUUGGCGAACAAGGAAAGAAACUACGGCCAAGCUAAGCAGUUGGUGCAGUGGGCGCAGCGCCUGGGGGGCAGCGAGGAGUUCUGGUACAGCUCAACCCUGACCCUGGCGGACACGCUCCUGUCCAUGGAGGGCAAAGGCAGAGAAGUGGCGGUCUGCCAGUUGUUUCAGAGACUGAUAGACACCUUCAAGCUUCUGCAAAAAGAGAGACCGAACCGAGUGCCCGUCUUGGAGUUUAUGGCCACAGACCUAGAGGCCAGGUGCGUGAGCCUCCAGAUCAAGGCCGCUCAGGAGUCAGCUGAUAACGAACCUCCCGGAUGCUUUCUUCUGCUGAACAAAAUGGACGAUUGCUUGACAGAAAUUGAGAAAAGGUUGAUUACCUGGGGCUACAGAGACAACUGUGUGGAUAUAAAACUAGAGCGCGCCAAGAUAAAGAGAUUAUGUGCCCAGAACGAGAAAGACCAGGAGCAGAGAACCGCGUAUUACUUGGAGGCACAUGACUUGGUCCAGAGAGCGGUGGCUGAUGCAGAGGAGCUGUUCUGCAGCGUGCGGGCCUUACUGUCCCUGCAAGAGGUACAGAACGUCAACACGCCUCUGAUGAGGAGGCUGGCGCAGCUCCGACUCCAUCUGGCGGAAGUGUCUCUGGACCUUCUGGAGCUCAUCUGGGCGGAGGCCCUGGCCCGCCAGUUUGAGCAGAGCCCCGUGGAGAAGCUGCUGGUCAGCUACCUGCAGAGCGUCAGUGACUACACCUCCGUCGGCUUGAAAUGGUUCACCCUGAAGCGGACUCUGGCCCACGUGGUGCUGGCACAGCUGGGGGCCCUGCACUCACCACGCACCGGCUUCGCGGAGCUCCGCGCCCGGCAGCUGGGCCUGGCGGGGAGGGCCCUGCGCCUGCUGGCCGUGCAGGCGGACCCCGUGCGCCCCACCGUCUACUGGGAAGAGGGCCUCUCGGCAGGUGCUGAGCCGAGCGGCCAUAAGCCUCUGGAGACCAUUCUGGAGGACGACGCCGGCGAGGAUCGCUAUAGGGACCCGGGACCCUCCAGGGCCGCCUCCCAGGAGCACGGCAGGAAGGGCUGGGAUCUGCAGAGAAAGAUGAAGCUGGCCCAGCGGUACCUGGCCCAGGCGUCCGAGGUGCUGCUGCAGUGCGUGCGGGUGGCCCUGGGCGGCUGCCUCCUGGACAUCGCGGCGGCCGCCAGCCUGGAGAUGGUGGAGUGCAGCGGCACCCUGGACCCUGUGGCCACCUGCCAGUUCCUGGCGCUGUCUCAGAGCUGCUCGGCCUCAGAGAUGAUGCGGGACGUGCUGUUCACGGCCACGGACGACACCAGCAGCUCACAGCUGGCGGCCCUGCUGCGGCUGGAGCACCAGCUGAAGCGGAAGGGGAGGACGUCCACCAACUUGUUCGCGAGCGUGAGGCAGAGGCUGGCGGUCGUUUCCAAGGCUUGGCAAAAUCUCUGGGUCACUGAGCAGCAUUUUAACCACCUGAAUGAAAUGCCUCCUACUUUUCGGAUUCUCUUUCUGCAGCACGGGCGGGACAGGACCCAUCUGUAUGGCGCUGCCUACGAGAGACCCAGGUCGGUCCCUGCGGCCAAAGGGAAGAUGCCCCAAGCGGGCGGCUUCUGCAAGGUGGCACGGGUGGCCGUGAACCCAGCCACCUUCUCCUGCCUAUUGGCCGAUGCCCAGCAGUUCCGGGAGCUGACUCAGGUGGAGGUGACCAAUGAGGACAUGGCCCUGAACUCAAGCACGGAAUUGGAAAACGCGCCUCCUGAGAGGGAAGGGCACUCUCUGCGGAAGUUUGGGGAAGUCCUGGCAUCCAUGGAGGGGUACCUGAGGCCGCUGUUUCCAGUGCUCGGCAGCCCUGAGGCCAGAACACAGGUGCCCACCGUCGUCACGGAUUCAGGGAGACCAAAGGACAAAGACAAGGAAAGGAAAGUGUCCCUGCCCCGGGCUGAGCCCGAGGCUGCGAACGACACCAUCCUCAUUGCGGACAGGCAUCUUCUGGAGCUGCCGCUGGAAGGUCUCUCCGUGUUUGAGGAAGGGGUGGACUCCGUGGCCCGAGAGUUUUCCCUGCAGAUGCUGUGGAGCCGCCUCCGUCGAGAGGAGACAGCCGACGGGGCCGUGAAGAAGGAGGGCAAAGGCAGACAGUUCAGGAAGAGAAAUCCAGCUAAGAAGGGACACAAGGACGCUGCGCCCCGGCUCAUCCCCCCCGACUGCAUCGUGGUCGACCCCGACAACUUCAAGUUCAUCGUGGACCCCUACGAGGAGGCCCGGGUCAUAGACAUGCUGACUCCUGUCUCCGUAACCCGGGAAAUUUUGGAAAGAUUCCGAGACUCGUUCACUGCUCUGUGGGUGGGACAUCUGGGAAACAUGCACUUCCCGAGCCAGGCUGAGUGGGAGCAGCUCCUGGGCAGCUGCAGUGGCUUCUUCUUCUACGGGAUGGAGAGCUUCCUGUCCCACAUAGUGGUGGAAAGGUUGGCUGCCACGAACCUACAAGGGUGCCAGAUGAUGGUCCUGCUGGACCUGACGAGGUCCUACGAGAGCAUGCAGCGGCACACAGAGCACUCGGACAGCAAGAGUGUGGCCCAGCUGUCCCUGGAGAGGCCCGUCGAGACUGCCGUCCUUCUGAGUCUGGUGGGGGUCAGGAGCAUCCUGGCAAACCAGUGGCCGACCUUCCUGCAGGACAAUGCACUGCGGGCCAGCGUCCUGUGGGAAAAUCUGUUGACAGCUGGCAGGCCCAUCGGGAGGGCCGCCCAUCUCCUCCGGCAGACGGGAGCUGGGGACACGAACAACCAUGAUGAGUCUCCGUGGGCCUCCAAGGACCAGCUGCCGUCCUUCCAGCCACAGCUGCACGGCUCCGAGCGGCUCCCCAUCGCCCUCAACUCGGUCCUGUAUGGGCUGCCACACCUGGCCAUUGGGUGACUCCAGAGGACACGGACCUCGACGGCCCCUCUGAGGACCCACCGCCCACCCCUCCCCACCCUAUCCGUAGGCGCCCCUCCUCCAGUGGCCUUGUCCCCGAGUCCCAGUUCUGCGCAGUGUCACACCAGGGCCUCCCGGUCCGGCUGCCUCUGGGGCUGCCUCCGUUCCCCCCCCACCACGUGCACCGGACCCUCGUGGAGGGGAGGGGAUGCCUCUGGGGGCUCCGCAGGGCGGGUGGGGCGAGGGGUGCAUCGGGGCUGGCCCCGCAGCUGCCCGACCCCCAGAUCCCUCCCCUGCCCCGGGCGUUCCCAAUAGUCCCGUGGUGGGGGGGGGCCGCCUGGACGCGGGCCUAGGGGCUGGGACAAAGGGUGGCCUCCACCUCCCACGGGUGUCAGCAGCAGGCGGGCCCUUUGGAAGACAGCCUCCCUGGGGUGAGGCUCACGGUCCCAGAUGCCCACCCUGGCCGCCACGCCCUGGCUCCUGGAAGUUUAUGUGCUUUAGUAAAAACGACUAAAUCACUGUGGUGUGGCA
Panthera uncia (snow leopard) is the source of this 8448-nucleotide messenger RNA. RefSeq names its product cilia and flagella associated protein 46 (gene CFAP46). Gene Ontology annotation, biological process: axoneme assembly; cilium movement involved in cell motility. NCBI's taxonomy places the organism in Eukaryota, Metazoa, Chordata, Mammalia, Carnivora, Felidae. The coding region runs from base 28 to 7917 and encodes 2629 amino acids. The transcript has 59 exons. The record is from RefSeq and is a predicted model, not a curated record.